Messenger RNA from Myxocyprinus asiaticus (Chinese sucker), 6572 nucleotides. RefSeq names its product ADAMTS-like protein 3. The record is from RefSeq and is a predicted model, not a curated record. The transcript is spliced from 31 exons. Gene Ontology annotation, cellular component: extracellular matrix. Gene Ontology annotation, molecular function: metalloendopeptidase activity. Gene Ontology annotation, biological process: extracellular matrix organization. NCBI's taxonomy places the organism in Eukaryota, Metazoa, Chordata, Actinopteri, Cypriniformes, Catostomidae. The coding region runs from base 259 to 5547 and encodes 1762 amino acids.
AUUGAGGAUAAACUCAAAGUUAUUCUACAGCCAUUCUCACCUCAUUCAUCCAUACCAUCUGAAUGAGCGCUGCAUAACGACGCGACAGCGUUCAAGUGAAUGUAAUCUGGUCUGGUGCAGUGGUACGGUUUUUAUUGAUUGCUGGUGCGGCGCGCGCGUUUAAUGGAUUAAAAUGUGAAUCUGUGAGUUUACUUUGCAUUAAAGGCUGAUAUCUGACUGACAUCAUUCAGCAGGCAGGUCUGGAACAGGAUUUUCAAGAUGGAGUUCUGGGUUUUGCCUGUAUGCCGGAUCAUCUUCACGUUGAUGUUGAUGCUAACGUCAUCCACUUUUCAGGGGGUAGCGAGCCAGACGCAGAGCACUUAUUUCCUACCUGAAUUUGCACUUUCUCCACAAGGAAGCUUUCUGGAAGACACAACAGGAGAGCAGUAUCUCACCUAUCGCUAUGAUGACCAGUCCUCAAGAUCUACUCGCUCAGAUGAGGACCGGGACACAGGCUGGGAUGCCUGGGGAAUGUGGAGUGACUGUUCUCGUACCUGUGGGGGCGGAGCCUCCUAUUCUCUACGGAGGUGUCUCAACGGAGGGAACUGUGAGGGCAAAAACAUCCGCUACAGAACAUGCAGCAACACAGACUGUCCUCCAGAGUCAGGUGACUUCAGGGCUCAGCAAUGCUCUGCCCACAAUGAUAUAAAGUACCAGGGACAAACCUAUGAGUGGAUACCGGUGACAUAUGACCCUAUUUCACCCUGCGCCCUCAGAUGCCAAACUCGGGGAAAAAGCCUGGUGGUGGAACUGGCACCCAAAGUGUUGGAUGGCACCCGGUGUAAAGCAGAUUCACUGGAUAUGUGCAUCAGCGGCAUCUGUCAGGAAGUUGGCUGUGACAGACAACUGGGCAGCAACGCCAAAGAGGACAACUGUGGCAUCUGCGCUGGAAAUGGCUCCACUUGCCGACUGGUCCGAGGCCAGGUGCUGCCCCACAUCUCACCUGAAGAAUCCAUGAAGACGGUGAUUGAAGUGCCUAUGGGUAGCAGAGGUCUCAGAAUUACAGCCAAGGGACCAGAUGUGAUUGUUAUCGAAGCCCAUGCACCAAACAGCAAGGGAGAGGAGGUCGUGUUCAGCUCUUCUGGUUCUCAAACUCUGGGUAACAACACUGUAGAGUACCAGAGAGCAGUAGACAGACAAACCCUCCGCUGCCAUGGACCGCUGUCUGCAGACUUCACCAUUAAGGUGAAGUACGCUGGCCCUAAAGACACAGUGAUACAGUUCAUAUUUUAUCAGCCCAUUCGCUACCAGUGGAGAGAGACUGACUUCUUUCCCUGCUCUGUCACCUGUGGAGGGGGUUAUCAGCUCAAUUCGGCCGAUUGCGUGGACAUCCGUUACAACAAAGUGGUUGCGGAGCACCUCUGCCACAGCUACCCAGAGAACACCAAACCCAAGCCCAAACUGAAAGAGUGCAACAUGGAUCCCUGCCUUGAAAGUGAUGGCUUCAAGGAAGUGAUGCCCUAUGACCAUUUCCAGCCUCUUCCACGGUGGGAGCAGAAUCCAUGGACGUCAUGUUCAGUGUCGUGCGGAGGAGGCACACAGGAGAGAAGUGUUGUGUGUGUAGAGGAGGACGUCCAUGGUCAAAUCGUGCAGGUAGAGGAUUGGAAGUGUGCGCACUCUUCUCUACCAAUCAGCAAACAGAGCUGCAACACGUUUGAGUGUCCGAAGUGGAUGGCUAUGGAGUGGUCUCAGUGUACAGUUACCUGCGGCCCAGGUCUGCGUUAUAGGGUCGUGUUGUGCGUGGACCACAGGGGGCAACAUACCGGCGGCUGCAACACCCACCUUAAACCCCAUAUCAAAGAGGACUGCCUGGUACCCAUCGCCUGCCACAAACCAAGAGAAAACCAACCUGUCGAAGCCAAACUGCCCUGGUUAAAACAGGCUCAAGAGCUGGAAGAAACCAAAGUGGCCUUGGAAGACCCAACGUUCAUUCCAGGUCCGUGGUCGGCCUGCAGUGUGUCCUGUGGUCUGGGAAUGCAAAGGCGUCAGGUGAAAUGCAAAGUGCUGCUAUCUUUUACUCAAUCUGAAGUCGAACUACCUGAUGGAGAAUGUGAAGAGGAGAAGCCUCCCUUGCAAAGGGCCUGUGAUUUGGGCCCCUGUUCUCCAGACUCACCGUGGUGGCCUCUGGGGCUCCAAGACAUCCCUGAGCAGCACGGCUAUGUUUGGGAAUAUAUGGGCUUCUCUCCUUGCUCUGCAUCCUGUGCUGUUGGCAAGCAAUUGGCCGUUGUCAGGUGUGUGAGCACUUCGAAAAAGGAAAUUGUCGAUGACACACUCUGCAACGGCUCAAAAGCAGCCCUCUCUUUGCUACGCAUCUGUAACCCUCAGCCAUGUCCUGCAAGGUGGGAGGUGAGCCUGUGGAACCCAUGUUCUUUGUCAUGCGGUGUGGGACUGCAGACGCGCAGUGUUUCCUGUGUGAGACUUGUCGCAGGAAACCACACUGAACCAGCAUCCAGCAAAGACUGCGUGGACACCAGACCUCCAGAAUUGCAGGCCUGCAACCAGGUGACUUGUCCCCCAUCCUGGGAGGCUGAGGAAUGGCAACAGUGCUCUCAUUCAUGCGGAAGAGGUACUCAGUGGCGUAAAGUUUACUGUAAACAGAGACUAGCUACUGGAAGCUACAGCAGGUUGAGAGAUGAGGAGUGUGCUGGAAUCAAACCUGCAGCCCACAGGACAUGCACCAACUCUGACUGCCGGCUGCCUCGCCUGGAAGGGGGAGAAUGGUCCAAGUGCUCUGUGACAUGUGGUAAAGGUGUUCAGCGGAGGGAACCUGUGUGUAGGAGACAGACACCAUCCGGUCAGCUGGUCACUCUGGACCGGUCAGCCUGCAGUGAAUAUCCCCUUCCUCCCCUGAUUAGGAGCUGCCGUAUGCCCCCCUGCAGCAAGCACAAAUACUCCAAAAAACGUUGCCCUCAAGUCAUCGGCCUGAAACGCAUCUACAUCCAGACCAUACAAGAAAAACUUCUUAGUUUUACUAUUGGUGGACGAGCUUACCUUCUUCCCAAGACCUCAAUCCUUAUCAAGUGUCCUGUUCAUCAUUUCCCGAAAGCUCAGAUCCGCUGGGAGAAGGAUGGUAGUGAUCUGAAAAGUUCAAAGCGUCUGAGCAUCACCAAGUCUGGGGCUUUGAGGAUCUACAACCUGAAGGCUGUAGACAUUGGGAUUUACCGUUGCUGGGCGAACCAAGAUUCAGACACCUUUAUCCUCAAGUUAAUUGGCUACAAUAAUAGACUCCUGGAACAUCCUGAAGGGCAGGGAUUGGAAAAAAAGAAAAGUGGUAAUGUCCAUCCUUACCUCAAUAAAGAGGGGGGUUAUGUUGGUGUGAAGUGCCCUGAACAGAGACAGAUUUCACUUGAAAAGAAGGUUCCAAAAUCUGUCCCAAGCUGGGUGCAGAAAAAUAAGUUUUAUAGAGAUGAUGUUAGCCAACCUAAGCAAUUGUGGGACACUCUUGCUUUGGGGAACUAUCCUUUGGCUUCAGGGGCCAGGGGGCGUACAGGGUUCUAUGUCCUUGAACCAGCACAGUUUGAGGAGCUUGUGAGAAACAUCAGUCAGCUGGCAGAAAGUGGGGAUGUGUCAGAUGAAAUGGCAUCACAACUAAUUGGAAAACUAAUGGAGGAUUUGGCUGCCACAGAGGAAGGGGCAUCUACGAUGGACAAUCAUUUAGACAGGAUGCCAAACUCUUCCCAACUUUCUGGUGGAAAGGCAAUGAAAAAAGGCAGUCGAGCUGUAAUAAUUCGUCAAAAGCAUAACGGAUAUGCAAUGAGCUUCCAGAGGGAUCUCAGGAUCAAUGUGGGGAGGACCGCUUACCUAACCAAUGCUACCCACAGCCUCACCCUGAUUUGUUCCACUCAGGGAGUACCUCCUCCAGCACUUUCCUGGAGCAAAGAUGGAGUUCCACUACAGAACACUGAAAGGGUAUCGUGGGACAGCGGUGGAGAAGUACACAUCUCUCGCCCCGGUGCCAGAGACAUGGGCAUCUACAGGUGCACAGCCACCAAUGAGUUGGGGUCUGAUUCAGAGAUGACACAAGUUCUGUUGGCUGAACCUCCUACAAUCGCUGUUUCGCAGAGCAACACAUCGGAUCUGAACAGUACCAUUAUGAAUGUGGUGGUCGGAGGUGUUGUCAGUGCCCGUUUAGGUGCCAACAUUACUCUGCAAUGCCCUGUCAAAGGUGUUCCUCAGCCAACAGUGAGUUGGCACCGUAAGGAGGGCCCGUUGAACGCCAACACUUGUCCCCUCCUGGACGGGUCUUUGCUGCUGAGAAACCUCACAUUGCAGGACUAUGGCACCUACUCAUGCGUGGCUGCCAACAAUAUUGGAAAAUCGGUGGCCUCCAGCCUGCUACGUGUGUCGGGAGGAACUGUGGGUGAAUCUGAGCACCAGCCUUCAAAAGAGAUGUACAGGAGGAGAGUUCUGAUGGCCUCUCUGAUCGGUACCAGCAUCGCAGUCAAACCUGGAGACAUGUUAAGAAUAGGUUGUCCAGUGGUCCCCAGCCACAGGAAGCCCAUCACAUGGUCCUAUCAGAACCAGACUCUGAAGCAGAGCCCAGGCGUGAGGUACCGCAUGCUGGUGGGGGGACGUGUUCUGGAGAUGAACUCGCACGGAGGCAAAUUUUCUGGCCGCUAUGAAUGCCAGACACAGACCAACAACCAGCGGCUCACGGCUUGGGUUCACGUGCGCUCAAAAGAGUCAGAGUGGCGUUUGGGGGAGUGGAGCACAUGCAAUGCUUCCUGUGGCAAUGGAGGGAUUCAGAUGAGGAAGGUGCGAUGUCUGACGACAGAUGGCCAAGAGAUGCCCUCCUCAGUCUGCCGUCAUCUUCCCAAACCGAUCAGCCAACCACGGGCUUGCAACCUCCUGGACUGUCCUCCCAGUUGGGUGUCCACAGUGUGGUCGAAGUGCUCCAGUUCCUGUGGGCGGGGCUUCAGAGAGAGGAGGGUCUCUUGUCAGCAGGUAGAGGCAGCUGGGAGUGUGAGGGUUCUGCCCACCUCAGCCUGUAAAGAGACACCUCGACCUGAAGAUAGGGAAGAGUGCACCUCACACACCUGUGUGGAGUGGCUCACUGGCCCCUGGGGGAAGUGCACGGGCCGUUGUCUGGGGCCUGCGAUGGCCACACAGAGCCGGACAGUGUCAUGCCGACAUUUCAGCAAUUCCACAUCCAAAACAUGCGACCCAAAAGAAAGGCCACUCUCUGUGAGGAACUGUUCAUCCAAGAUGUGUGAUGUACACUGGAAGGUGUUGCCAUGGAGAAUGUGUACGGUGGCCUGCGGCAGCGGCUUCCAGUCCCGCCGAGUGGAAUGUGUCCAUCGACAGAACAAAAAAACUCUCCCCGACCAGCACUGUGCCUGGCAACGGCGGCCUGUUACCUGGCAACACUGUAACAUCACUUCCUGUAGCAGUGAGUGUAAGGACAGAACUCGUUAUUGUAUUGUGGUGAAAAGUCUCAAGCUAUGCCUAGUGGACCUGUACCGACAACGCUGCUGCCAGACCUGCUCACAGGACAUUAGCGCCACCUAGUGAACAGCAGAGGGACUGCUCAAAUCUCAAGCAGAUGCCCUUUGCAAUCAUCACAUUGAUUGUCUUUUGUAAUACAGAAUAAUGUUGUUUAAAUCCUGUGAACCCUUGGACACUUGGAGUGCAUUGGAAUACAAGAUGUGGUUAUAGGUGUCCGAUGAGUGAAUUCUGGACUAAACUUCACUGGAUGCUCUCAUCAGAUGUCCAAAGAGAAAAACACUUCAUAAGACUUGAGACUUUUCACCUGAUUUUCAGAUCUCAUUUUAUCUCAGCCCUAAAAGUGAUUUAUGUGUUAUAAUUUAAGAGACAUGCAUUUAUUAUUAUUAUUAUUAUUUUAUUUUUUUAUUAAUUAUUAUUAUUAUUUUUUAUUUUAUUUUUUGCUGUGGAUAUGAGAAGACAAAUCCUGUUGGACCAUUCACUUAUGUGAAGGAAGUUUAAAAUGAAUGCAUCUUGGGUGGACAUAAUGUGGUGAAUUGUACAGUAGAAUGUAUGACAGAAAUCCAGUUGGAUGAAAUGGCAAGUCAUUUCCUCAGCUUUCUUCUAGAUGUACUUUUUUUUUUUUUUUUUUUUUUUUUUAAACCAAUGUUGCUGCAUUGUAAAAUAUGUCUUGUAUAUAAUGCGUUUUAAGUGCAAUAUUGUACAUUGAGUGUAGAAAGUUUGGAUUUUAUUUUCUUACCUCUUGUUUAGUUUGACUUUAUAAUCCAUAUUUAAGAUUAAAAUCAGCGAAAACCUACAUACACAUAGCACUUGAUGUGGAUUACCCAUAUCUGUAAUAUAAUGGUUUCCUACUGGCUUUAUAUGCAUGCAUUUUAAUUACUUGUGAAAAAUGUUGUAAUGGCCACCCACAGAAAUGCAGAUAGUCUGCCAUAUUUCCUUUGCUACUGAUAUGUAUGAAGUUAAUCCAUUGCAUUUUUAUUGCUGCUGUACAUGACUUGGUUGAAGAAACGGCAGUUUGCAACGACAUAUAUAUAUAUAUAAAAAAAACUAAAAAAAACCUCUCUAUGUGAUACAAAUACAAUAAAAAUGGU